CAAGGCACCCUCGCCGACGAUCCACCCUUUGCCUUCAGCACAGCACGACCAGGACACAGUGCUCCCUCCCCAAAGACAAACAGGCGAGCAGCAAACACACACGCUCGAACCGAGACAAGCCAAUCUAAUAAUGGGGAGGGCUCCGUGCUGCGAGAAGAUGGGGCUGAAGAAGGGGCCAUGGACGCCCGAGGAGGACAAGGUCCUGGUCGCCCAUAUCCAGAGCUUCGGCCACAGCAACUGGCGCGCGCUGCCCAAGCAAGCCGGGCUGCUGCGGUGCGGCAAGAGCUGCCGGCUCCGGUGGAUCAACUACCUGCGCCCGGACAUCAAGCGCGGCAACUUCAGCAAGGAGGAGGAGGACGCCAUCAUCAGCCUCCACGAGCAGCUCGGCAACAGGUGGUCCGCCAUCGCCGCCAGGCUGCCCGGGCGGACGGACAACGAGAUCAAGAACGUCUGGCACACGCACCUCAAGAAGCGCCUGGAUCCCACCAAGCAGGAGCAGCAGCAGCAGCACGGGACGACGCCGGCGGCUGGCGCCGGCAAGAAGCACAGGCCCGCGGCGGCGGCGAAGCGCGGGGGCGGCGGAGCCAGGAAGGCGACGGCCAACGCCGACGCCGUCGUCGUCCCGGCCCCGGCCCCGGCCACCGCUGCGCCGGCGUCUCCCGAACGGUCGGCGGCCUCGUCGUCGGUGACCGAGUCGUCCAUGACGGAGCAGGAGCAGGAGCACGGCAACACGGGGAGCUCGCCCGCGUUCCCCAAGGAGGAGAGCCUCACCACCUCCUCCUCGGACGCCGAGGAGUUCCAGUUCGACGACAGCUUCUGGUCCGAGACGCUGUCGAUGCCGCUGGACAGCCUCGACGACGUCGUCCCCAUGGAGCCCUCCGACGACGACGCGUUCGGCGACGUCGACGUGGCUGCCGCCUCCUCCUCGUCCGUCGGCGCCGACGGCGACCUGGACUACUGGCUCAGAGUGUUCAUGGAGUCCGGCGACGCGCACCCAGAACUGCCGCAGAUUUAGACCGCUCGCGCGAGAAUUUUCGGCUCCUAAUUGAUUCAUCGUUCUUUUGUCUCUAUCUCUCUCUGCACGUCUUGCAUCGGAGGGGACGGACAAGGACAGCAGCAGCUGAUUAACAGAGAAGGAAAUCAGGCAGAAACAACGCGACACGCCGUUGCAACUUGGAUCGAUCUUGUUUGCCUUCUUGUUGUAUAGAUACUAGAAUCCAUCCAAGCCUAUGCGUUCUGAGAACAGAAGCACGCUGUGCUGUGCAUGCAGAUUCCCAUGUAUGUACAGUAGCCACGGCCGCCGCCAGAACAGAAAUGGAUCCGGCCUCUUCCAAAUUCCAAUUCGUUGAGUUAAUUCAUCUAGCUCGUGCUA
Molecule: messenger RNA, 1372 nt
Organism: Zea mays
Lineage: Eukaryota; Viridiplantae; Streptophyta; Magnoliopsida; Poales; Poaceae
Product: transcription factor MYB4
Exons: 3
Coding region: 131-1015 (294 amino acids)
Source: RefSeq, a predicted model, not a curated record